AUGGCUUCCAGUAUGAUGACUCAGGGUACUGGAGGUCUGAAAUGGUCUCGACAACUCCUUAGAGGCAUGUCUACCGAACAGUCAAUCUUAUUUUUAUUACGAUUAUUUAUUUCUCUCAUUGCAUCAAUAUUAUUAUUAACUACUAUUGUUAGUCCAUUUUCAAAUCAAAGUAGUUAUGUUAUGAAGAUAAGUUGUGGUCAUAUAGAUGUUCAAGCUGGUUUAUCAGCGUCAUUAAAGCAUUCUUUGGAAUAUACAAAUAAUCCUUCAAGUGACUCGGAUUAUAGUGGUAUCCCAUUUGAUUCAUCAUUAACAAGUUCAGCAAUUCAACUUAUUAGUCAAUAUUCAGCAGAUGCAAUUGAAGAUGCACCUCAAUAUAUCACAAUAACAUUAUGGAAUUGGUGUUCAACUAAUUAUAAUAUAUCAUCCACUAAUGAAAAAUCACGAUAUAAUGAAGUUAGUGUUUGUACUAAAGCUAAUCAGAGAACUCUCGUUGAAUAUCGAGAAAUUCUUGUUGAAGUAGGUCUUUCCCCAAUUCUACUGUAUGCAUUUCAAACUUCUAAUUAUUUAGAUCAAUCUUAUACAAAUGCUCUGAAUAGAAGACAUGCAAGAUAUACAUUUUUUGUACCUGGAUUAGCUACAGCAACAGGAUUACAAAUAAUUGUAUUAAUUUUAGUGAUUUUGUUAUAUUUAAAAGAUAGAACUUUAAGAAGUAAAACAUCAAUAUUAGUUCUGAAUUUAGUAGCUAUAAUUUCUUUAAUAUCAUUUAUUUGUUUAUCAUUAGCUGUUGGACUUAUUACUAGUGUUAUUGCAUCAAUUAAAGCAAAAUUUAAUACAAGUUUAAAUUCAUUUGGAAUAUCAGUUCAUUCAGGAAGAUUAUGGUUCCUGACCCUUUUUGUUGGACUUUUCAUAAAUUUAAUUUCUACUCUUGUGUGGGUAAUACCAUUAUGGUGUGCUAAUCCAAGUCCUGAAAAAACUGGGAUUAGAAUUAGUAGUCGUCAAACAUAUCAAAAUAUUCGAGUUAAUUCACUGACAUCACUUCAAGAAGGAAAUAAUGAUAUUGAUGAUGAAAUAGAUACUCCACCAAGAAUUAAUCAUAAAGAUAGUGAACAAGAAUUAAAAAAAUUAGGUGCUAUGGUUAAUCAUAGUGGACGUUAUAGAGUUGAAUCAUUACAUUCUACUGAUCUUGAAUCAGGUCAAAAUGUAGAAUAUGCAGAAACAGUUUACAGUGGAUAUGAUGCUAAUAAUCCAUUUUAUAGUAUACCAUUAAUUAGAGGAGAUUUCCCAUCAACAGUUGGUAGUAGUUCUAAUUCUCGUUAUAAUACUAGCAAUAAUAGCAAUAAUAAUAAUAAUAAUAAUCAUAAUAAUAAUAAUAAUAAUAAUCAUAAUAAUAAUCUCAUCCCAAGUUUAGAUGUUGAACUUGAAGAAAUUCAAAUUGAUACUGAUGCUGGCUCAUCACAACCAAGACGAAGACCUGCACAAACGCCAUUUCUGCCACUGUCUUAUUUAAAUAGAGCUAUAACAGAAUCUCUGGAUCCUUCCCCCGCACAGCCCUUUGAUUCAAGCAAAAUUAUGAGAAAUUAA
Molecule: messenger RNA, 1581 nt
Organism: Scheffersomyces amazonensis
Lineage: Eukaryota; Fungi; Ascomycota; Pichiomycetes; Serinales; Debaryomycetaceae
Gene: ECM7
Product: Ecm7p
Exons: 1
Coding region: 1-1581 (526 amino acids)
Biological process (GO): fungal-type cell wall organization
Cellular component (GO): cell cortex of cell tip; plasma membrane
Source: RefSeq, a predicted model, not a curated record